Molecule: messenger RNA, 591 nt
Organism: Diachasma alloeum
Lineage: Eukaryota; Metazoa; Arthropoda; Insecta; Hymenoptera; Braconidae
Product: mucin-7-like
Exons: 1
Coding region: 1-591 (196 amino acids)
Source: RefSeq, a predicted model, not a curated record
AUGCACACAAACAUUUGUCCCACGCACGGCCUCGUCGAGUACCCAGCGGGUGGUCGCUCCACUCUCCAUGCAGGCGAAAACUCGGUCAGCCCAAAAAUCUUCAGGACUCCUACUGGGCAAGCUCAGCGCACCGCCAAGGGAACUCCUCCAAAACAAGGGGAUCAGAAAUCGGGCCGGUCACGAGCCGGGCCCCACAGCGCAGAGAGAACGCGCCAUCAGCAGGGCAGAAGCCAGACCAAUUCAGUGCCAGCCACACAGCCGUCCGUCCCUACCACCACUCGAGCUGAGCAGUCUACCCCGUCCACAGGAGAGUAUCAGAGGGUGCAACCAGCCCCCAACUCAGAUCUCAGGUUCUUUUGGACACCAGAGGCACCCAGCCCGCCAACCGCCACCGUCAAUCCCUGGGCUACAACCACGAAUCCUCAACAGGGGUACUACACGGCUGCAGCUCCUCAAGCCCCAACUUCAUCAGUGUGGGCCUCGCACUCAUACGUGCCUCCAUCGGCACCACCAACAGCUACCCCGCUGCCUUCAACACCGAGCCAAACCAUGCCGGCCGUCACAUCGGAGAUGAUGUCCCUCCUCCAGUAG